This is a messenger RNA of Dinoponera quadriceps, 2034 nucleotides long. Its product is annotated as proline-rich protein 4-like. The transcript has 2 exons. The record is from RefSeq and is a predicted model, not a curated record. The coding region runs from base 103 to 1266 and encodes 387 amino acids. Lineage: Eukaryota; Metazoa; Arthropoda; Insecta; Hymenoptera; Formicidae.
GAUACGCGUCGGGGGAAAGCGGGCUAUAAAGACGGUGGCACCUUGGGGGGAAGCAUCCAGUGAAGUCUGGACUUUGACCAGAUCGUGAGAGACCGGACAGACAUGAAAAUUUUGUUUCUCACGGUGUUUACGGGGCUGCUGGCCUUGGCAGUGUGCGAGAAGGAGAAGAAAUUGACGGCCAGGAUCGAAAAUGUCGGGGAGAAGAAGCAGAAUAAACGCGGGCUGAGCCACAUCGAGGGAGACUUCGGGGGACACGACGGCGGCGAUUACGGCGGCGGCGAUUACGGCGGCGGCGACUACGACGGCGGUCACGACGUCGGCGGCGGAGAUAUCGGCGGUCACGACGGCGGAUACGGUGGUGAUUUCGGUGGUGGUUACGGUAUCGGCGGCGGCGACGGAGGCGGCGGCGGCGGUGACGACGGUGGCAAGGUUAAACAGAUCACGAUUGUGAAGAACGUGAAGGUACCCUACCCGGUUGAGAAGAAGGUUCACUACCCGGUAGAGAAGGAGAUACCGUAUCCGGUCAAAGUACCGGUGCCGCAGCCGUAUCCGGUCGAGAAGAAGAUACCGGUACCGGUGAAGGUUUUGGUGAAGGUACCGGUUCACAUACCGCAACCGUACCCGGUAGAGAAGAAGGUGCCUUAUCCGGUGCACGUGCCGGUAGAGAGGCCGGUGCCUUACAAGGUGUACGUCCCGCAGCCUUAUCCGGUCGAGAAGAAGAUACCCUAUCCGGUAAAGGUGCCGGUACCGGCGCCGUUCCCGGUGGAGAAGCCUGUGCCGUACACAGUAAAGGUUCCGGUGCACGUACCGCAACCCUUCCCCGUGGAGAAGCCGGUACCAUACCCGGUGACAGUGCCCGUCGACCGACCGUAUCCGGUGCACGUGCCUAAGCCGUAUCCGGUGCCGGUCGAGAAGCCGGUACCUUACACAGUGGAGAAGAAGGUACCCUAUCCAGUCAAAGUCCACGUGGAGCGACCGGUAGCAGUGCCCGUGGUGAAACCAGUGCCCGUACACGUGAAGGUACCGGUACCGGCGCCGUAUCCGGUGGAGAAACCGGUACCCGUACCGGUGGAGAAGCCGGUGCCCUACCCCGUAAAAGUGCCUGUCGAGCGACCUGUACCAAUCCACGUAACGAAGCCGGUAGCUGUGUCGGUGCCGAAGCCGGUGCCGUACCCCGUCAAAGUGCCGGUAGCGGUACCAGUGCACGAUCACGACUCCGGUUACUCGCAUGGUGGUUACGAAUUUGGGGGACAUUCGGGAUAUUAGUAUCAAAAGGCAUGGCAGUGGAGGAUUUUCCGCUCGGCUCGAAGAGAAAUUAACGAAUAAGGGGUGGAGGAGGGGGAUCUCGAAGUGAGAGGAAGCACGGGAAGGAGGAUGAGACGAGUAGUAGAAAGAGAAUUCGUUAAUUUGUUAAGCCGAGAAAUUUCGAUCAAAAUGCUGUAUAUAAACGAACGGGGAAACAUUUCAACACGAGGAUGUAAUUAGAAUUAGGUAAUUAGCGGGCUAAUCCUAGAGAUAAGAGAUUCAUGGGGCCCAACUUGCGCAAGUCCUUCACUGCACCGCACGAGCGGACAUGUCGGCGCCCACUUUGCGUUGUCGCAAUAACACUUCUUCCACAUUCGUUCUUUUUCAAACAGUCGUAUCGCCGGGAAAAACGUGAUUCAAAGAAAUGUGAUUCGUAACCGCUCUGCAACGUGGAAUCGAGUUAAUCGGGACGGCGGCGGACGCGCGACCGGUAUUCGCGCGUCGCGGUUUUCGAGUCUCGAGAAUCGCGCGUUCGCGAGGGAAACGCGGAGGUAUUUAUCUUCCUACAACUCAACGUCGUCCUCUCACGCCGCGAGGGAGAUGAGUUUGCAGAACCGACCGCUUUUGCGCCGCGAACGACGAUUCUGGGUGCCGCGAGUCCGCGUAGACAGCGCUAACGAUUUCUUAGCUAUAGUACCGACACUUAAGUACCUACGAACACAUGUUGUACGGUGUGUUUCUUACGUUUGUAAACGGACGUCUCUAUACGAUAUCUUUCGCUUCUUUCUA